Otolemur garnettii (small-eared galago) is the source of this 1086-nucleotide messenger RNA. Its product is annotated as ETS translocation variant 3-like protein. The record is from RefSeq and is a predicted model, not a curated record. The coding region runs from base 1 to 1086 and encodes 361 amino acids. The transcript is spliced from 5 exons. Gene Ontology annotation, molecular function: sequence-specific DNA binding; DNA-binding transcription factor activity, RNA polymerase II-specific. NCBI's taxonomy places the organism in Eukaryota, Metazoa, Chordata, Mammalia, Primates, Galagidae. Gene Ontology annotation, cellular component: nucleus. Gene Ontology annotation, biological process: regulation of transcription by RNA polymerase II; cell differentiation.
AUGCGCUGUGGCUGCCUGGCCGAGGGCGUCCCCGCCACCCCUGGCAACUACUGGAUCUCAGGCCUGGCCUUCCCUGACUGGGCCUACAAGGCCGAGUCGGCCCCAGGUUCCCGGCAGAUCCAGCUGUGGCACUUCAUCCUGGAGCUGCUACAAAAGGAGGAGUUCCGCCAUGUCAUCGCCUGGCAGCAAGGAGAGUAUGGAGAGUUUGUCAUCAAGGAUCCGGAUGAGGUGGCCCGCCUCUGGGGCCGCAGGAAAUGCAAACCACAGAUGAAUUAUGACAAGCUGAGCCGGGCCCUCAGAUAUUACUACAACAAGAGGAUUCUGCACAAGACCAAAGGCAAAAGAUUCACGUACAAGUUCAACUUCAGCAAGCUCAUUGUAGUCAACUACCCUCUGUGGGAAGUGCGGGUGCCGCCAUCUCCCCACCUUCUUCUGGGGGCCCCUGCCCUGUGUCGACCAGCCCUGGUGCCCAUGGGUAUGCAGAGUGAGCUGCUAAACGGUAUGUUGUUCACUCAUCGGGCCACAGUGGAGCAGUUAGCUGGACAGUGGGCCCCCCGGGGAUCCCCAGAGGCACCUGGAGACAAGAAGGGGAACAGCAGCAGCACCCACCGACUUGGCUCUGCCUCUGGCCCUUGCCAGCUGGGCUUUUGCUGCCAUUUGGGGAGCGUCCAAGGCGAGCUGCCCAGUUUUGCCUCCCUUGCCCCUCCCCUCCUGUCCCCUUUCCCCUCUGACUGGACCCGCCUUUCAGGACCCUUCUUGCCCUCUCUGGCCUCAGAGCAGCAGCUGCCAGGAGCCAAACCAGACACACUGCUCUCAGGCCCUGGCUGCCCCCCAGGGGCCUGGCAUUUUCCCGGGCUUCCCCUGCUGGCCGGGCUGGGCCGGGAUGCUGAUAACAGACUUCAGCACCUGUCCCCUGGGCCUGUGGGGCUAGAGGUAAAGCCUGACCCCAUGAUGCGGGAGCAGGGGGCCCUGGAUCCCAGCAAGGGUUUCUCCUCAGAGAUCCGUACUCUCAAAACUUGGAAGGAGAGCCCCGAGUCCUCCAGUCUGAAGAACUUCAAAGCAGCAUGGCCUUUGGACCCUCCUUAA